This is a messenger RNA of Protopterus annectens (West African lungfish), 3983 nucleotides long. RefSeq names its product laminin subunit beta 3 (gene LAMB3). NCBI's taxonomy places the organism in Eukaryota, Metazoa, Chordata, Ceratodontiformes, Protopteridae. Gene Ontology annotation, cellular component: laminin trimer. The record is from RefSeq and is a predicted model, not a curated record. The transcript is spliced from 23 exons. The coding region runs from base 159 to 3647 and encodes 1162 amino acids. Gene Ontology annotation, biological process: substrate adhesion-dependent cell spreading; basement membrane assembly; cell migration.
GGCUGCCUUUAAAUAGCUGGAAGCAUGAAAUAAGCAGUAGUCUAUCAGGUGGCAGAGGAAAAAGUAUUCACCUCAAAGAUAUUUGCAGAAAAGAAGAGAAGAGUAUAUCAGACAUAGUCAAAAGGCCGCCAAACCUUGCAUUUGUGUGUUGAAAGGAGAUGCUUAUAUUGCUGUUAUUGUUUGCUUUACCAAGUCUCAGCCUAGCACAGCAGGACUGCUCACGUGGAGCAUGUUACCCAGCCUUUGGAGAUAUUCUCAUAGGGAGAGCCAGUAGCCUUCAGGCUUCAUCUACUUGUGGGCUGACAAAAUCAGAAGUCUUUUGCACCCCACAUGGGGAGUAUCAGUUGAGGUGCUGUCGUUGUGAUUCCCGGAAUCCUCAAAACAGUAAUGGCCAUCGAAUUGAGAAUGUGCUACAGUCAGCGGGACUUCAGAAAUGGUGGCAGUCAAAGAAUGAUGUUGAUGAAGUAUCCGUGCAGCUAGAUCUGGCCAAAAAAUUUCAGCUCAAUGACGUCACACUGGACUUUAAGAGCCUUAGCCCAGCAGCUGUGAUAUUUGAACGCUCCUCAGAUUUUGGUAGAACGUGGGAGAUUUACCAGUACUUUGCUGAUGACUGCAGCAAAACUUUUCCAUGGGUGAGAACAGGAAGACCAGAAACUGUACGAGAUGUUCGUUGCCAACAGCUUCCAAGCAGCCCCGGGGUUCCUCCCAACGGCAAGAUCGUAUUCAACCCUGUCAGCCAGGCACCAGGAGAUAGAACACCCUACAGCCAAAAGACAAACAGUCUUGGCUUCACCAACUUACGUGUCAAGUUUAUAAAGCUAGCAAGGCCACCCAGCAGAGCUUUUCGUAUUCCUGAUGCAUUUUAUGCCUUGAAGGAAAUGCGUGUGACUGGCAGCUGCCUUUGUUUCGGUCAUGCAAACCAUUGUGUCUCUAGUACUGCAGUGUCACAGGACCAAAUCAGUCAAGUUCAGGUUUAUGAUACAUGUGUUUGCCAACAUAAAACUGCAGGCCCCAACUGUGAACGUUGCGCUGAGUUCUAUAAUGACCUUCCAUGGAAACCAGCUGAAGAAAACAACCCAAAUACUUGUAAAAGCUGCAACUGUAAUAACCAUGCAGAGAGAUGCCACUUUGAUCCUGCUGUAUUUCAGGCUAGUGGUGGCAUUAGUGGAGGUGUCUGUGAUGCGUGUCGGGAUAACACAUUUGGAAAGAACUGCGAAACAUGCAAACAGUUCUAUUAUCGCAACCCAGAAAGAGACAUUACACACCGUGAAGCAUGUAUACCUUGUGAAUGUGACCCAGAUGGCAGUCUAGAUGGUGGGAAAUGCAAUCCAAGUACCGGACAAUGUAUAUGCAAGGAACAUGUAGAAGGCGAGCGUUGUGACCGAUGCAAAACUGAAUUUUAUGGACUUAGUGCCUCAAACCCACAAGGCUGCAGAAGGUGUGGCUGCAACUACUUGGGAUCCCACUCUAACCAACCCUGUGACAAAGAAACUGGUCAAUGUUUCUGUUAUCCCAAUGUGUUUGGCCAGAACUGUGACCAGUGUGCAACAGGUUACUGGAAUUUGGCAAGUGGGCGUGGCUGCCAGAAAUGCAACUGUAACCCAUUUAAUUCUUUCAACACUCAGUGCAACCAGCUCACAGGUCAAUGUUUCUGCAAGCCUGGAUUUGGAGGACAGACAUGUACCGGAUCUGGCUGCCCUGAAAGAACCUUUGGAGACCUAACGACAGGAUGUCGAUCAUGUGACUGUGAAUUUUCAGGCACAGAAGGUCCUGGCUGUGAUAAGAACACGGGAAAGUGCCUUUGCCGUCCAGGUGCAACUGGGAUCCGCUGUGAUCAGUGCAAGCGUGGUUACUGCAGUCAGUACUAUGGAUGUGUCGAGUGUCACCAGUGCUUCCAGUUUUAUGAUAAUGAACUCACUGGGUUUGCUGUGCGGCACACCACCCUUAGGAAUUCUUCUUUGUAUAUAGAGGGAACAAAAGAACAUGACUUUGGUCCACAGUUCUCGCUCAUGGAAUAUAACCUCCGCCAGAUCCAAGAUCUUGUGACCAAUCCUCUUGUUCCAGAUAGUGAAGUGACUACAGUACGGAAUAUAUACAGGCAAAUCAGAGAAAAUUAUCAGCGGAUUAGUCCAACUCUGCCAGUUACGGAUGUGACUGCUUCCCUCUCUGGUGAAAUUGAUAGCAUUACAAGUGAUCUGCAACGCCUUACAAUAAGGUAUGAAGCUCAGAAGCAAAAAGUGGACAGCAUGAGUACAACUAACCCAACAGCGGCUUUUGCUACAAUUGAAUCUGCAUACCAGACUUCCAGUGAUGCUAAGCGACACGUUAAUGAAGCCACUCAGCUGGUUUAUGAAUCAAGUGAGCAGAGACAGAAUGCGCAGAACCUGUUAGAUGGCCCCGAUGGUGAUAAAGAAAAGCUAGAUGGCCUGCAGAACCAGAUGAACUACCCUGACCUGAACUUAGCUAUAAGGAAGGUCUGUGGAGGAUUCAGUUCUGAACCAUGUACUCCCGAGCAAUGCAGCACAAGUGUGUGCCCACCUGGCAGUAAUGGAACAUGUUACAGCAGUGCUGUCUGCACAGGUGCACUUCCUGUCACACGGUUUGCAAGGGAAGAUGCAACUAAAGCUAACACUAACUUACAAGAGCUAGAUAAACAAAUUCAGGAGGCUGAAAAGAUGAUAACGCAGAUGGGAAGUACACUUCAAGAACUUAAAAACAAUGCACAACAAAGGAUUGCAAAGACAACAACUACAAGAAAUCAGAUACAAGAGGAUGCUGGCGAUGUCAGAAAUUUGAUUCAGCAGAUUAAAACAUUUCUUUCAGAUCCUGACAUAGAUCCUACCAAGAUUGAGGAAGUCAGUGAUUAUGUCCUUUCUCUUCACCUACCAACCGACUCUACAGCCAUCAUGGAAAAGCUAGAAGAAAUUAGAACUUUUGCUGCCAAACUGCCUAAUGUUGAUUUAGUGCUUAAAGAAACUGCAGACAGUGUUGCCAAGGCAAAACAACUGAAGAAAGAUGCUGAAUUAGCAAGGGACAAGGCAGUUGCUGUAGACGAUAGUGUGGAGGCCGUUGGCGAUAAUCUGAGACAGGCAAGAGCUGCACUUAGUGAUGCAUCAGAUACAAUAAGCAGACUGAACUCAUCUUUGCAGAUGCUAUCAGGCCAAUUCACAGGGUUUGAACAGGAAUUGCUUCCAUCCACAAGCAGCUUGAGCGACUUAAGGAUACGUUUGCAGAAGCUGAAUAGUGGCAUCUCUCAGCUUGAAAUGACAACGAACCAGAACUGGGCACAGGCGGGUUUAGCAGCUCAGUAUGCUGCAGCGGCCAGUGGUUUAGCUGGAGAUGCUCAGCAGGGCUUUGGGAAUAUGCAGCUGAAGUUUAAUGAGUUGAAAAGUCGUCUUGGACAAGGUUUUGUCCCUGGUGGAAAUAUGGAACAGAGGUUUUCAUCACUGAAAACAGAAACAGAAUUUCUGUUUCAAGAAACAUCUGGUAUGAUGCAGAGAAUAGAAGAAAUUAAAGCAGGAAUUGAGCGAAGUAAUGCAGCGAUACUAUUAAAAUCUAGUCGGCUACAUGGCUUGGAAGAAUAUGUAACACAGAUUCGAAACUUCAUACAUGAGCGUGUGGAGAUCUAUUCAAGUUGUUUUCAUUAAAAAUCAAACCAUUUUGUGCAUUGUACAUGGUAAUAUAAAUAUUUCUCUGAUAACCUUCUCUGAUGCCUUUGCCAUAACAAACAGCCCAGAUAUUUCAAUCAUACAUAUGACUAAAGACAUGCGUUUUUUCAAUAAACCUUAUCACCAUGCGUGUAGUAUUGCCUGAUUUUUUAAAAACUGGGCAUGCCUGUUUUUAUGUAUCUUUUUGUGCAUGUUUAUUUCUGGGGUGUGAACACCAAAAUCAGUUAUUUGCUGACUAAGUGAGCACAAAAAUUAGUUAUUUGCUGAAUAAAAUGAUUAAUGCAUGUUAGCACUCAAUAAAAGGUAUCACAUUAA